AUGGCAAAUGUUAACGAUAUAAUAGCAGAUUUAGUCAAUGCAUUCGAUGAAUACUCUGACGACUCAGUGUCUCUGACUGCAAUCCUCGAGAUGUAUAUUGACCAAAUAAAUAUGGAUGGUGAAAUCGAUGACAAAGAACAAUUCCUCACGGCAUUGCUUGGAUUAAUGAAGGACCAUCCAGAUGUUGUGGCAAGAAUCAGUUGGGAUUUUCCAAAGGAAAUUCUGAAGUUUCUAACUACAGCGAAUGUUGAUGUAACCAAGAGACUCGGUUAUAGUGUCAUUAUAUCCCUUGUAAUGAAAUGUUUCAACGAAAUUGCAUUCUCAGCUGAACCCAAGGAAUGUUUACUUACAGGCUGUGAGUUGCUGUCCAAUCUUUCUCUAGAGAAUGAGAAUAUAGAGCUGGAAAUGGAACAAGGCGAUCAUACAAAUAGUAAAGGCCAAACCCAUUAUUCCAGUGCUGAAAUUGGUAAAUACCAUGCGGAAAGAACUCCUGCUGACUUUUUUGUCAGCGUUAAGAUGUACAUUCUUUUUGAAUUAAUUGGAACAACAUUGCAACGUAUUCCUACAUUGAAUCCAUCAAAAUACUUAGGUUUGGCUACUUCUGCAAUGAUUCGUUUCAUAAAGGCUAAUUGUGACGGAAUCAACGAUGUAAGAAUUGUCAUGCGUCGUAUCUUUAGCUUCUGCAGGAAUUACGUGCCCCCAGAUACCUCUCUAUGUGUUAUCAAAGACAGGUCCCUGACUAAAGAGGAUUUGAUCAGAAUUGAAGAGAGAGAGCUUGCUUCACAAAGGAGAAUAUUACGCAAUCUUUGCACGAUAGGGUUAGAAACCUGUUUGAAGGCUAUUAACGGUAGAACAGAUGUUAAAUAUUUUUAUUUUCUUUCAAACACUGAAUUUACAUUAGCUGGAUUUUACAAAGAUAUUUCUGAAGUGAAUUCAAGAUUUUUCAAUUUGGCCCUUUCAUUUGAUAUUGAUAUCAAAAAGGAAUUCUUAGAAUGUGUGAAGACUUCUCAUGAUAUCUAUAAGGGUUUGCCUAAGGAUUCUUCAAUAGGGAGUGAAGAGGCUAAAAAAUUGAUUCAGCAAACUGUUUACAAGUUAGCCUAUUCUUACGAGUUACAAAGAAUAGCUAAACAUAAGAACGUUCAAUUAGAUCCAUUAGGUAUUGUCAUUUUAUCUGGGGUUUAUUACAUGGAAACUGACAAGCACUUGUACCCUCAAAUAACUGUGAAAGAUGCCAUCUAUCUAUAUUUAAGAUGCACGACACCCUCUCUCUUUUCAAAAUUCUAUGAAAACUUUUCUGUGGAAAGUGUUGUCAGAUAUUGGUUAUGGGUAUCUAUUACUAAUCAUUCAAGUGCUGUCCUUCGAAAGGAAUUAGAAGAAUUACCAUCUUAUUUGUUGACCACAUUUUUGCAGACAUUUCUAUCUAAGAAUUGUAAACAACCUAAUGAAGAAAUUAGAAUGGUAUCAUUUACUUUAUUUACACGUAUCUUAUGUUUGAUACCUGAAGCAGUAACGUUCAAAUUUAUACUUGAAACAUUGACCGCAUCAUCAUAUCCACAUGUGAAGUCAUCGGUUCUGGGAAUAUUGAAGGACUUAAUGUCCAAGCGGAGAUCUUGCCAAGAUCUCUGUGCCAAUGAUAAUGAUGAAGCAUUGUCUAAUUCUUUGGCUAAGCUGAAGAUUAAUUCCAAGAAAAAUGAAGGAGCAGGUGUAGAAUCUCAAGUAUACGUCGAGGUUUCCGAGGAGAGAAUGAAUGAAAUUCAUCACUUGGCUCUUCGUGCUAUAAAUUCUUUAGAAGAAGAAAAAACUACUAGAGCCAAUAUAAUACUAAUUCUAAAUUAUUUAGAGUUCUUCAAUGGUUUACAUUCUGAAUGGGAUAAAUCAUUAUUACAAAGUAUUCACGAUGAAAUUGAAGACAAAGUGGAAAAUUGUAGUGAUGAGGAUUUAAAGAAACAGAUCAAAGAUGCUAAUGUGAAAUUAUAUGGCCUAAUCCAAUAA
Naumovozyma castellii is the source of this 1992-nucleotide messenger RNA. It is a transcript of the gene YBP1, whose product is annotated as Ybp1p. The transcript has a single exon. The record is from RefSeq and is a predicted model, not a curated record. Bases 1 to 1992 code for a protein of 663 amino acids. Lineage: Eukaryota; Fungi; Ascomycota; Saccharomycetes; Saccharomycetales; Saccharomycetaceae.